GCGUGCUACCAUGCCCACCUCCACCUCCCGCUGUGCCUUUGGCAACACCUCGACAUCAAAUGAUAUACAUAUCCUCGCUACCACGAGGCUGCCGCACUGACGACUAUCUAGUAUGCGACUGUGAAUUUGAACUAAAUGCUACGCCAUUGUCUCGGAACUUCUCCGCCGGCGUCCUCACGGCGCAGUACAACGGUCGCCGUAGCAGUCGCCGCCAUGCGACAUGCGCUAAGUACAUCUGCUCGCUGUCUUGACAAUAGACGACAAUGUCGUGAAACGCAGCUCGCGCGCGUCCCGAGCAUCGUCUGCACCCGCUCGCUCCCAGUUCCUCACUGAGAGCAAUUAUACUGUCGCUCUUUACUUGCUAUCACACCCAUGGAUUGUAGCCUGUCUCCCU
This is a messenger RNA of Laetiporus sulphureus 93-53, 394 nucleotides long. RefSeq lists its product as uncharacterized. The transcript is spliced from 2 exons. The record is from RefSeq and is a predicted model, not a curated record. Bases 60 to 251 code for a protein of 63 amino acids. Lineage: Eukaryota; Fungi; Basidiomycota; Agaricomycetes; Polyporales; Laetiporaceae.